This is a messenger RNA of Nymphalis io (European peacock), 2623 nucleotides long. RefSeq names its product protein naked cuticle homolog (gene nkd). Gene Ontology annotation, cellular component: cytoplasm. The record is from RefSeq and is a predicted model, not a curated record. The transcript is spliced from 5 exons. Gene Ontology annotation, biological process: negative regulation of Wnt signaling pathway. NCBI's taxonomy places the organism in Eukaryota, Metazoa, Arthropoda, Insecta, Lepidoptera, Nymphalidae. The coding region runs from base 207 to 1499 and encodes 430 amino acids. Gene Ontology annotation, molecular function: calcium ion binding.
GAAACGUAUAGGGGACGGUUGUACGCUUACUCGUUGCGCCCGAUAUUCACGCGGACAACUGGGUCACGAGGUCCGUACGCAUUUUACCAAACAAAAUAUUUUGUUCAGUGUUGUGAAUGAUUUUAGUGAUAGUGAGCUAAUUCUUUGUGGAAUAAGAAACUAGCGGCGCUUUUGAAGUGUACGUGAUGCGUGCGUGAGCGCAGCGCAUGACGUGCUACGAAACGUUGAGAGCUUCGGCACCCGCCGCAGACGCCCCCAUGGCGCACCACUUUGUCAAGUGGUGGCGCAACAAGUUUAGAAAUGGAUAUAAGAAAUUUAGUAUUGGUACUGAAGGCGAGCGAACUGACACCGAAGAAUUAGUUGGCAGAGCGGCAUCACAGUGCUCCGCGCCACCAGACCUUUUACCCAGUGAAGCAAGAGCUCUAUUGCAACCCACUACGCCGCCACCAAUACCUGCUCGUAAAUCGGAAAACUUUUCAAAAAAAUUACCACCGUCUGAAAAGCCUGCAGAUAACACAGACGAUAAGCAGCCUAGAUUAAGAUUUGAGGAAUUAACAUGCGAUGUAGAAUUAAAACAUCCAGAAUCAUCCAAACAGCAACCACUGCAGUUCUCUUUCACCCUUUAUGACCUCGACGGACACGGGCGAAUGACAAAAGAUGAUAUAGCCGGUAUAGUGUCUACAAUAUACGAGUCGAUAGGAAAAUCGGUCACGGUUCCGCAUUAUGGAUCCAAAACGAUACAAGUGCGUUUAACGGUUGUUCCGGAAGACGGGCGAAAACGUAGCCAUAGAGAAAGGAGAGAGGAACGGAGACGGCAUAGAAGAGAACAGUCGACUAAUACAAACGCUGCAACACCAGUGGAGUGUGUUGAGAACAGUGAGGAUGAACAUCAAGAUAGGCUAUCUAAUGACGAUGAUGCUUCCUCUAAAUCAUCAUGCUCGGGUGACCGUCAACCACCGCAAAGACCUGCACCAGUAUUAAGACAAAGGUACCACCGCCAUGCACGAAGAGAAGCUCGGGACAGAAAGCACGCAAAAAAAAGAUCGGGGAGUUUGCAACGUCGUGAAUUACUUGAAAUAAUACAGGCCAAUAUGGAGAAAAAUCAUCUGAGCUUUCAAGCAUCAAGAAAGCCCUAUCCUGAACCUGUUGCUAACGAAGAAGAAAUCGCGAAUAAAUAUCAAAAACUCAGAAAUAGAUCGUACACAGUGAGCGACAAGCCAUUAAAUUCUUAUCAAAAACAGAAACCUGAGUCCUCUAACAAUGGCUACUUAGAUUUAGCAUGCGGCGGUGACUCGAACUUGUGUAGAUAUGACCGCUAUUUGCACGCAGUCAUAUGUUCGUCGGCGCGGCACGCACACACGGGCUACCAUCAGAAGCAGACGCAGGCGGCGCGACACGCGCGACCUCCUCAUAACCUCAACUCCCGUUCCCGCUCCCACGACUUGCCCGCAAAACACUCCACAAAACAGCCGAGAGUGCUUCAAAUCAUAUUUUUAUAGAAUUCGAGUGUGGACAUGGUCGAUAUUCGACUCUGUCCUGCUUUAAUUAUAAGGUGGGAAAAGGAAUGGAAUGUGGUUACCAAGACUGUACUGAAAAACUAGAUCUACAUAUAAUGGGGAAGGUACAUAAAACUAAAUUAGAUUUUAAUUAAAUGGGAACUCGUACAUUUAGACUAUUUGAUUGUUAAGGGAUGCAUUAGGAUUACUUAUUUAUCAUUCCAUGCUUAGCAUAGUCAGAAUCAAAAUUUGUUUGAAUAGAAUAAUAGUAUCUGUCGUCAUGUAAAUAUUAAUAAGGUGCCUUUAACCCUUUAACCGCCCGACUUCAUAUCUGUUGGCGUGCCCCCAGCGCCCGGCACAGUGAAUCGAAACACACAAUACAAUUUUCUAAAAAUAAUGUUAGUAAUUCUUCUAACUUUGGACAUUAUUUUUAAGACUUCUAAUUAAGAGGCUAAAGUGUAUUAAACUGUAAACGAUUACUUAGUUAACUAUUUACCUAAUGUAAACAUAUUUUUGAUAGAAUACAGCGUAAUUAAAUAAAAAAGCUGAUAAAACGAUCAGUGUUAUUUUGGUCGUAAAUAUACGACUCAGGCGAAAUGGGCCCGAAAAUAUUUGUCGGAUUAAUUCGACCUAGGCGGUUAAAGGGUUAAAGAACAUAACUCAGUGUAGUAAAGGCGACGUAAAUGUGAAGUAUGUCUCAUUUCAAAUUGUGCCUUACUUUUUGACAACAAAAAUUAUUCACUCUCUUUCAACAAUAUAACAUUUUAAUACUAAUAAUUGUAUAUCAAUGCUCAUUAGAAAAUGAAGAGUAGGCGUUACUAAAAUAACUCAUUUAAAGAGUUACAGACUGAUUAUAGAAAUAAGUAUUAGGUGCUUGGAUUAAGGAGGUAUUUUAAAAAAAAAUACAAUUUAUGUUUGUAAAUACUAAACAGAGUACUUAACUGCUUGUAUUGUAUCGGUAGCAAUACUACUAAUAUUGUCGACAUUAUUAAUACUGGUGUUAUUUUAUUUUCGAGGUUGCAUUACCAUUAUCAGUAUUCAUUAUUUUAAGUUAUUUAAUGAAUCUCUAAAAUAUUUUAUCUACCUCUAAUUUUACUUUAUUAGUAAUAAUUUUUUUUUACAAAUAU